AUGAUGGUUCGGUUCACCGUGCUGUUCACAUUGGCAAGCUUGCUUCCCGCCUCGUUUGCUAAAAUCAAACCUGCGACCUGGCAUACGAAUGGCACGUACAUCAAUAACGCGACAACUGUUGCUGCGGACCCGUACGUUCGCUGGGACAAGAGGAGCGGGGCGUACUGGGCGUACAGCACCGAGGGAGCCGACGAGGGUUGGUACUACGGCAUUUACACGUCCCCGGACCUCGCGACUUGGACCAAGAUCCCUGGAGGCGCCAUCAAGAAUGAUUCUGCGAACAUCUGGGCGGAGGACUGGUGGUGGGCGCCUGAGGUCUACUAUAACGUGCGGCGUGGCGACUUACAGGAGAAGACCGGCUGGUAUUUCCUCUUUCAUGCCGGCCGCUUCCUCAAUGCCACCAAGGUCGCAGAGUACUUCAAGUACCCCGACUUUGAGGAGGCAUCCAAAAUUGGCGUCGCGGUCUCGCGCUCGCCCCAGGGCCCCUUCGUUGAGAUCGCGGACCGCCCGAUCGACUACUACCCCUUCGAUCCGGACUACGAUGACGUAAACCUGAUCAUGCGGCCCCCAUACCUCGUCCCGCCCUCGACGCAUGAAGAGGGUAAGUCAGCGCCGAAAGGCACGUACAUCCCGAGCAUCGAUCCGGAUGUGUUCUGGGACGACGACGGGAGUAUCUGGCUCUUCUUCUCACGGAACGCGUACCGCAACUGGGUCUGGAGCGACGAGUUUGGCAAGUAUAUCGAGGAGAGCAACAUCUACGCCGUGCGCUUGGAUAGCGCAUGGUGGAACGACCCGCAUGCGAAGACGCUUCCGUCCGUACACAGCAGCUUCAAGGACGUGCACAAGGGCGAGCCGAAGAAUUGGCAGACGUCGGUGAACUCUUCUUUCCCCGGUCCGACUCGUAAGGAUGGCUGGGUCGCGGUCAUCUCCUACGCGCUUCAGCCUCAGGCCUGGGAGAACGCGCACGUCAAUGAUCACGCUGCGAGUGGUGGCACGCUGAAGGACCGUCGCUGGUCCGAAGGCUCGACUACCAUCAAGCGCUACGACUCCAGCGGCAACCCAGUAUACUAUCUCACGUACUCCGCCAACAACUACGAAUCGCCCGACUACGGCGUUGGCUACGCCGUAGCAGACAAAGUCUCCGGUCCGUACUACAAGUCCGGCUCGAACCCCGUGCUCUCCCAGGACGCGUCCCGCUCGAUCUUCUCGACCGGCCACGGCUCCGUAGUCGCUUCGAGCGCGAACCCCGGCGAGCUCUACUACCCGCACCACGCGCGCCCCUCGCCUGACGACGACCGCUACCUCUACACUGCGCGCCUCUUCGUCGAGCCCGACUCGCUCUACCUCGGCUUCGGGCCCGACGCGGGCGACCUGCGCUUGCCCUCCGGCGUCGCCCCGUUGUCGAUCAAGACCGAGGGCGGGCAGAACGGCACGUACGAGGUCGUCGUGAGGAGCGCGUCCGGGGCCAAAUUCGACCUGUCGAACCCGAUCAACCGCGUUCGCGUCGAGGUCAGCGGCGGGGCGACCGCGCAGGUCAAUGGGGGCUUGGUCACCAUCGACGGCAACGCGACCGCGAAGUCGAAGGGCAGCUCUACGGUUCGCGUCGUGUACGAGCGCGCGCGCUCGAACGAGACUGCUCCUUGGCUUGCUGUUUCUCAAGCGCGUGGGAUCGAUGCGGGCGACGUCGUCGAUCUGAUCAUUGAUGUCUGA
This is a messenger RNA of Dichomitus squalens LYAD-421 SS1, 1710 nucleotides long. RefSeq names its product glycoside hydrolase family 43 protein. The record is from RefSeq and is a predicted model, not a curated record. Bases 1 to 1710 code for a protein of 569 amino acids. NCBI's taxonomy places the organism in Eukaryota, Fungi, Basidiomycota, Agaricomycetes, Polyporales, Polyporaceae. Gene Ontology annotation, molecular function: hydrolase activity, hydrolyzing O-glycosyl compounds. The transcript is spliced from 4 exons. Gene Ontology annotation, biological process: carbohydrate metabolic process.